AUGUCCCAACGAAUGCCUGGCCCUGGCUAUCCUUCCAGUAUACCACCAAUCCAUGCAUAUCAACAACAGCAGCAUCCACCACCAUCUCUGCCACCACCAAGUCAACAUCAUCAUUCUUCUCAUGCUCCUCCUCCGCCACCGCCGCCGUCUUCUCACUCGAUGCCAUCGCAUCAACACCACGCUCCUCCGCCACCCCACCAUCAUUCCCAGCUUCCGCCAUACCCUCCAGCUCAGUAUCAACAGCCUCAUCCGAGUCAAUACUCUCGCUCUCACCCGCCUCCUCCACCUUCACGCCACGACGAACCUCCUCCACCUUCUUCAGAACCGUCUCCCAAUGACCAGCACGACAAGUCCAAAUACGAACCACCAGCAUUCUCCAAGAUCGAAGAGGGCACAGGCUUGAAAUAUAGUCUUGAUGUGCAGCAGCAACCCAUACGCGCGCGAAUGUGCGGUUUUGGCGAUAAAGACCGUCGCCCAAUUACACCUCCUCCGUGUGUUCGUCUCGUCAUCAUAGACAGCGAGACGGGAAAGGAGGUCGAUUACAAUACCCUCGACCAUGGCAUGUUCGUGCUCUCAGUUGAUCUUUGGGACAAGGAUGGCAUCAAAGAAGUGAACCUUGUUCGGUCUUCCACCGGGCCAGGUGCUAUAGCGUCCUCAAAUACCUACUCUUACUCAACCCUUGAGCCUGGCACACCUUCUUACCAGCAGCAAGCACUUCCUCCAAGUCGCGAUGCUGGUUAUUCUCAGGGCCAAGGAAUUGGAUAUGGGCAAGAGUAUCCUCAGUCGGUGCAACAAAGCUAUGGACAAGCACCAUCAUACCCGUCAAGCAGUUCCUACGGCCCACCACAGCAAUUCUACCCGCGACACAGUGGUUAUAACGCCGAUCCCCCCGCUGCGCCACCGGGUGCCUCUUUCCGAAAUGGUUAUGGCCAAGAUCAAGCCGCGCUUACACGAAUGGCUGUGGUGGGAGGCCAGCCUCAAGGGAUGUUCACGCGGAAUCUUAUUGGAAGUUUGGCUGCAAGUGCAUUCCGUCUCAAUGACACUGAAAAGAAAGCAGGCAUCUGGUUUGUACUUCAGGAUCUGAGCGUUCGCACUGAGGGCACUUUCCGGUUGAGGUUCUCAUUUGUGAACGUCGGACGUCCCGGAGGGCCUGGAGGCUUGGGAGCUAAUGUCAACCAAGGUCGAGCACCAAUUUUGGCCUCAUGCUACAGCCAGGACUUCAGCGUGUAUUCUGCCAAGAAGUUCCCUGGUGUGUGCGAAAGUACGCCUUUAAGCAAGACUUUUGCACUGCAAGGCAUCAAGAUCCCCAUCCGCAAGGAUGCAAACAUCAAGGGUGAAGGCGAGGAUGAGAUAAUGUAUGAUCAGAAUUAA
Messenger RNA from Fusarium coffeatum, 1371 nucleotides. RefSeq lists its product as uncharacterized. NCBI's taxonomy places the organism in Eukaryota, Fungi, Ascomycota, Sordariomycetes, Hypocreales, Nectriaceae. Bases 1 to 1371 code for a protein of 456 amino acids. The record is from RefSeq and is a predicted model, not a curated record. The transcript is spliced from 6 exons.